This is a messenger RNA of Zingiber officinale, 2369 nucleotides long. RefSeq lists its product as uncharacterized. The record is from RefSeq and is a predicted model, not a curated record. The coding region runs from base 182 to 2146 and encodes 654 amino acids. NCBI's taxonomy places the organism in Eukaryota, Viridiplantae, Streptophyta, Magnoliopsida, Zingiberales, Zingiberaceae. The transcript is spliced from 18 exons.
GGUGCGCUACCAAGUCCCACCCCGGCCUCGCCACCGCUCUCGCUGGCCUUUUCGUCCUCCUUCGAGAACUUCGAUCCAUCAAAUCCCGAUCUCUUCCUCCUCCACUUGGGCGAUUUUCCGUCGAUCUUCCAUCCGUUCUUCACCGAUCCAUUCUGACCUCUCAUCUGCCUACUCCCCCUCGAUGUCGUGGCUGAGAUCGGCCGUACACAAGGCCGUAGAGGUCAGCGGCAAGAACAACCUCACGCGCACAGUCAGGAACUACGCAGGCACCGUUGUUCAGCACGCCGGCCAGGCAGUCGCCGGGGGGACCAGGAUCAUCCAGAGCCGCAUCGGUAAUAAAAACUCUCAAAGCUUCAAGCAGACUGCGAAAAGAUUGGAAGACAUUGCUGUAUCAUGCAAGGGAAUAGAGAGAGUUCAGCUAUUACAAACAUGGUUGUUUUCUUUGCUAGAAAUUGAAAGAGUAAUUGGAGAUUCAACCGAUCAUAAGCUGUUGGAACAGCCACUGUCAUCUGUUGACAGCAACUCACAUCCUGGAAAAGUUUCGAUGAUCUUAUAUUUCCUCGGGGAUGAAACUAUGAACUUCAAGGAAGUGCUUCUUUAUAGCCAAGCCCUUGAAAGCGUUAUAUUAUCCAUGAUUCUGGAAGCUCCAAAUGAACAAGAAGUUUCUCUGCUCUUGCAAAUAUUUGGACACUGUCUGAUCGGGGAUAAGGAAGAUCACAAUGAUAUUAUAAGCAGGAUACAACAACUUUCAAAAGCAUUUUCAGCUUACGAAGAGGAAGUUUUGGUGAAGCGUGACGAGCUUCUUCAAUUUGCUCAAGGUGCAAUUUCAGGACUAAAAGUAAAUGCUGACAUAGCAAGAUUAGAAUAUGAAAUCUCAAAGCUUCAAAAGAACGUCGAUGGAAUAGAAGUAUUGCAAAUGACCUCAAGCCAAGAUCAUGCUGGUACAAAAAAGAUUUCAGAUAUGGUGGAGAUUCUGCAAGAGGCACUAGUAGAAGUCCGCCUAUGCUCUAGAUUGGAAACCCUGCUUUUAAAGAUAAAAGGCAUAAAAAGUGGGAACUCACUGGAUGUCCAUUCUCAAAAGGUUGAUAAGUUGACAGUUCUUGUCGAAUCUCUUGCCAACUCUUCCUCAAAAGCAGAACAGCGUAUCCUAGAUCAUAGGCAUCAGAAAGAAGAGGCUCUUAACUAUCAUCUAGCUAAAGCUAAUGAAGCUAGGGGCAUUGAGAAGGAGUUACUCUCUGAUAUUGCUAGGCUGGAGGAUCAAAGAGACGGACUUGAGGCUGAGCUAAAGAAGGUUAAUUCUUCUCUGGCAGCUGCUUCUGCACGACUCAAGAAAACCAGGGAGGAGAAAGACCAGUUUGAUGAUGCGAGCAAUCAAAUGAUUAUGCACCUCAAAACAAAGGAAGAUGAGCUUGCAAAAUCUGUCACUUUAUGCAAUGUAGAAGCUGAUAUUGUCCAUAUGUGGAUUAAUUUCUUACAAGAUACCUGGAAGGUUCAAUCUUCAUGCAUAAAGCUAAAAGAUAAGCAAAUUAACGAGGAAGUGGAAAAAUAUGGGAAUCAUUUUGUACAAUUGAUUAGGUAUCACCUUUCUUCAUUCAAGGAUGAUCUUAACACUUCAAUCAUUCAUAUUAGUACAUUGGUAGAGAACUUGAAGAGAUUCAAUGAUAGAUUUGAAGGGACACAAGGUUGGGACAACAAUUUAGCCAAAGAGUUGAACCCAAAGAAAUGUCUCGAGGAGGAAUAUUUGACAAUUGAAACUAAGAUUGUGACCGCAUUCAGCAUAGUUGAUCGUAUGGAGGAUUUGUUUUAUACUGAAAGGGAAAAAGGUUCCAGGAGAGAUGAUCCCGCUGUCAACGAGCUGUUUGAAUCAAUCGAGAAGCUGCGGUUACAUUUUGAGUCCAUCGAAAGACCUAUUCUAGAGAUCGAAGAAACGGCAAGGGAAUUCGCAGAUAAAUUGCAAAAGGAGCCUUGUUCCACUGUUAAAAUCAGUUCGCCAAGGCUCAGAAACAUCGAGACGCCUAGAUCGACUCCAAGGACACCGUAUUAUCUUUCUGAUCCAGAAUCAGAAAUCACACAACUUGAAUUGGAAUUCCAAAAGGCAGGCAAGCAGUUCUCGGUACACGAUAUCAAUGGUUGGGACUUUGAUUGAUUGGAGCACUAGUCACCCAUUCAACUCCAAUGGAAACCCAGAUAGAAACAGAGUCCAACCAUAAAACUUUGUUGGCUAUAUAUUUCUUCUUCUUUUUGUACAUUCUUUGAAUCAUUGAAAUACAAUAGAUUCAAACAUUUUUUUGUACAAUAACUUGUGAGCUUGAUCGAGCAUGACAUAAUUCAAACCAAUAUAAAUAUGUUGAAUGAGCUAAGUUUUAAAA